AUGAUUUACAUUCCAUUCCUGUGUAUGUCUUUAAAUACGAACCCAUUGAUUCAUAACUUUGGAUCUUAAAAUUCUAUGUCUCAUUUGUAUAAAGUCUGGACUGCCGAUAGAAAAAAGAAAAUAUCACUUAUACUUCGUGAAUCAGAUAAUAUGCUGUCAGAGCUUAUUGAAAAAAGUAGCACUAAGCUUGAUAUUGCUGGUUCUGUUCUUGUUAUGGAAAAAGACGGAACAAUAGUUGAUGACAAUGAGGUUGUAAAAUUUUGUUUUGGUGAAAUUUUUAUGUUGCUACAGCCUGAAGAGUCCUGGUCUGCACAAAAUGAGACAGAACUUAACACAACAUUAUCUGACACUACUUCACUUACAUCAUCUAGUUUCAAGGAAGGAACACUUUUUUCAUACUCGUCAAGUUCGCAAUCUACUGCUUCAUCGCCCACAUUUGAAACAUGUAAUAAUAAAAUACAACUGUCUAAUAAUAUUUGGAAGAAUUAUCAAAUACCAUGGGAUAAGUUAGAAAUGUCAGUGAUUAAAGAACUGGAAAAUGGAAGUCGCAGCAAAUAUGCAAUGACUGCUGUUGUAAACCGUAUAGUUUCAGAAAUGAGAAAUAUACAAGAAUUCAUACCAGCUAAAGCAUUCAAGAUAAUAGCUGAACAAAUUGUCAGCAAAUACCCAAAAACUUUUAAAGACAUGGAUGAGGACGGCAAAUGUUUUGGAGACGGAUCUUAUACAUUAUUUGCGAAACUUCGCGACCGAAAUAAUUACUUAAAUAGACCACAUAUGAAACGAUCUCUAAGCCAUACUUUAACAAUACCCCUAAAAAAACAAAAAAAAGUUAUGUCUGCUAAAGCUGGAUGUAGUAAUUGGCAACCAGAAAAAUUCCUUGAUACAGAAACGGAAGAGACAGUAGAAGACAAAACUAAGUUUCUACGUGAAAUAGUCAAUGACGAUUCAUCAAAAAGAGAUCCUAAGAUACAACAGAAAAUUAUUUCGAAUCUUGAAGCUACAUAUCCUGCACAAAGAUUAUAUCUGAAUAACGUUCAUGAUGUACCUACUAUAAUAGAUAUUAAAAAUACAUGGCCGAUACUUUUACAAAAAAAAUACAUGUUUUGGCAUUAUGAAAAACUAAUGGGAUGUUCAAUACAUAUUCUGAAGGAGGAAAUGUUGAAAAAACAACACAAAAUAGAAAUUUACGGACAUAAAAAAUAUAAAGAUAUCACUAAUUCAAAUGAUCCGACAGAAAUGAAAGUAAUGAAAAUUAUUUUUAAACAUUUCAAAGAAGAUUUUGAAGAAUUAUUUAAAACAUAUUCGGAAGGAACUACCAUGGAACAUAUAGAAGCACCAGUUAUGACGCCAUGCAUCAUAAUUAUAG
Messenger RNA from Temnothorax curvispinosus, 1366 nucleotides. RefSeq lists its product as uncharacterized. The transcript is spliced from 3 exons. The annotation marks the transcript as partial. The record is from RefSeq and is a predicted model, not a curated record. Gene Ontology annotation, biological process: apoptotic process. Lineage: Eukaryota; Metazoa; Arthropoda; Insecta; Hymenoptera; Formicidae.